Molecule: messenger RNA, 3636 nt
Organism: Haliotis rufescens (red abalone)
Lineage: Eukaryota; Metazoa; Mollusca; Gastropoda; Lepetellida; Haliotidae
Exons: 2
Coding region: 394-1497 (367 amino acids)
Source: RefSeq, a predicted model, not a curated record
GUUGAGUUGUGUAUUGACUGUAUCAUUCACAAGUAAUGAAACAAGCCAUUGUCCUAUAUAGAUCUAUAAAAGAAUUUCUAAUGACUCGGACUCGAAAGCGUAAACUGUUGUAUUAUCAAGAGUUGGUCCAUAAAACUCAAAGUCUGCGGAGUAUUGGGAAAUUCCGCCUCGACUUUGCCUCAGUUCAGUGAUUUCCUACAAAUAAGAAAGCAGCUAAAUUCUGACAUUCCACGUCACGUUCACGUCAGUUGUUAUCUGGCCGCACCCAGGAUACUACUCAGUUACUUCUCCCCAGGGGACUAUAGCGUGAAUAACACAGGGAUAUGGGCUUUAUCAGCUGAUAUCGACACAAAGACGGUAUUUUUGAAUAAGUGAGUCGACCACAACUUCAAGAUGGCGAUGAACCGUGGUCCGCACGUGCGUGACUUAUUUAUUGGACAAUCGUCUGCUGGCUUUGAGUACGAAGGUAAAGAAGGUAAAAAGAAAUACAACUUGAACGGCAAAGGAAAAAGUGGUGGGUUCUCCCAACUGGGAGCCUACAAACCUAAAAUACUCUCCAAUGAUGGGAUUGGGAAUAUUGCGAUUGACAACAGCCCUAAACCUGAACAUAGCGAUAGAGACAAAGUUGGAAAGGUGAACAAAGCUUUCAUCAUCGGUGACAAAGAUAUUCCGAUGACAAUUGAACCAUCUGAGAACAUUUACUCAGAAAUACAGGAAACAUACACUGCCUCUUCCUCGGAUGCUGGCGACCAGUUCCGUUCCAACCCCAUCUUUAACGACUCUGCGACAUCACCGACGUUGCACCAUGGAAACGUGUACCGAGAGCAAAGGUCCCAAUCUAGACCGAGCGUUCCGUCGGAGAGGAUUGGCGGCAUGGAUAUCCCUGCUCCUGAUUACGAAGAGGAAGAAAUGACUCUGGACUUUGAGGGUGAUGAUCUAGCCCACGCCAAGAGAAGGAGCAGUAUAUAUAAGGAGUUUCCUGGGGAGGACUUCUCUCGGUACCUCUCCGACGAUGAGGAGGAAUAUGAAUUCGAUCGCCCCAUCCACACAGUUAGAUCAAAACCACCAGUUUCACGAAAGGUUCUUCAGAAGAAGGAAAGCAGUAAGUCUCGGACAGAGGCACGGAGAGUCGAGAAGCCUAAACGAGAUUCAACAAAGACGUUGUUCAAACAAAAUGCGAAGAACAGCGGGAAGACGACAUUGAGGUAUUAUAGCGUUAAUGAUACCAAGCUGGGUAUCGGGGUUGAUGGUACGGUACGCAAACAACAGAAGAAGUCCUUACGUGACGGCGUGCCCUACGAGUCCUCCUACGAGUCCUUCUUGCAGUCACGGAAUGGCGGCCCGCGGUGGGGAAGCCUAGAGAGCGCGAGCAGCGACAGCGGGCACGAAACCGGAGAUGACAUUAAACGUGGUGUAAAAGGUCGCGAUAAGAACGGAACAUUCUGGAAGAAACUCACGAUAAAGUUCAAACAAACUGGAUAUAAUCUUAAACAUUGAUAGUUUGUGAUUCGAUGUAUUGUUUCAGGGAGUAGAACGUGACGGUUACCACUUGAACCCCUUCGUGGAUGAUUCCAGCACUGCUACCUCCGUGGCGUCGUGGCGUGUACAGUCAGGUACGCUGUUGCAGUGAAUGAUGUUGCUGCAGAUGUACAACAGCAUUGACAGUGCAUAUCAGUGUACUGUACGUGAGGGAUGAUGUUAUGGUGUCUCAGAACUUCACCAUGUGAUCAGUUUGGACAAUUGUUGAAGGAAUGGGUAACCACUCGUCCUGUCUCAAAACUUGUGAUACCUUGGAGUCAGACGGUUCCAGUUGUUACAGCCGUUGCUGCAUUCACGGAUGUUGAAUAACCACAACAUGCCAUAUAGUAUGUGAUUGUCGUAGGAUAUUACGCAUUUAGAUCCAUGUUUUGAAGUAAUCAUACGAAGCCUCAUUUCAUGUUCGUCAUGCAGAAUUUAUCAAUUUCAUCAGCAGGCUUGGUGCGGACACAGAGAUAUCACAAUCAUGGUCAUAAUAAAGUUAAAAGCAGCAUUACUUCCCACGUAAGACGUUAGAACUAUGAAUAACGAUUGUGUUUUCAUUUCAACGCAUAUCCUGACUAAGAGACAGUGUUGUAUUCAUAAUACAUAUGUUCAUAUUCAUCUCAUUAACGUCCAGUCUGUAUGGGGAUUUAACUGUUUAUGCAAGAGUGUAGAACGCAGGUCAUAGUGUCAGGCCGUCUAUCCCAAGAUAAUGUCCGACAUUGUUGAAAGAGAUGAUCAAUUAAUUUCUUAUGUGGAAAUGUAAUUACUGCCUACAUACCCAUUAUAUCUAUCAUUCUUCCAUACAUAAUUAAAUCUUCUAUACAGUCGGUUUCUGGUUGUGUGUCGUAUAGAAGAGAAUUCCGCCAGUGUAUUCCCCCGUCGUCUGCUUCCUGUUCAUGGAAUGCAAUGUCAUCUAACUUGUCAUAUCAGUGUCAUAUACCCUUGCUUCUUGUCAGAGCCGACAGCACUGAUCAUUGCUCAUGUUUUUCAUGAACCAGACUAUUUUUUCAAUGAUGUGUGAGUAGGAUAGUGCCUGACUGCGAUGUAAUUAUAAAUUGUCAAUGCAAGAGAAUAGCCUAGAUUUUCUGCCGAAACAUAUUCCACUUGGCGUAACGGGCAAAUAGGUGUGGAAAUUAUAGGGAUGGACCACUGAAAAUCAGUGAUGACCCUAGGUGUUCGCGAAAAGGGUUAGCAAGCAUGGCCACUCUUUCACUAAUGACAGUCGCAUGGACGCCCUGGUGACAUAUAUUUUUAUGUACGCCAUAAGGUCAUUAGGAAUGACAAGUGAAUUAUAUGUUGAACGGAAACCAAUCAAGGAGUGUCCAAGUCAUAGAAAAGUUGCAUAAUAUUUGCGUCAAUAACUAUUCUAUAACAAUUGGGUCAAUAUGAAACACUUUGACAUGGUGUGUUCACAACAAGACCACAAACCCAACAAUUACAUGAUCACAAAGCAAACAUAUCGUAGACGAACCCUUACUUUUUCCUAUCAGUAUAUAUUCACAGAUUCCACGAUGAUCCAAAACAGCGGAACAUGCGUUUAGCGUUUAAGCCUAGUCGAUAAGUAGAUAUGUCUUGAUUUGUGUAUUCUUCAAUUCAUUAAUUUUGUUUUGUUUUCAAAAUUCAGAAUUCUGAUCAGUAUUGUUAGCGUUGGGAAUGAGAAGUGGGUCCGCAGCACACCAGUAUCAGACACCAGUAUCAGAGGAGCAGCACGUAUUGACUGAUACCACAACUCUGUUGUCAUCUUUCGCUUUCGACCUUCAUAUGACAAUUGCCUUUCCCUGGCGUUAACAAACACGUGCUCUUCCUUUUGAGUGAGUUAAUGCUUCACGUCACAUCGACAAUGCUCUGGGUAAUCACUAGCCUAGAAACCAAGUAUGUAAUAUGUAUAGUUAUGACACUAAUCAAAGUGGAUAAACAAUUGUGUGAGGUUUUUUCGACGAACAGUAUAUCUGUACUCAAUCUAUGGUGGGGAUGUGUUGAUGAGGGAGACAUUGAAUGUGAGGUUGUUAUGAUUGUUUUUAUAUGUGUUUCAUAUAUUUGUACAUUGCCACAUGUUGUCCCGAGUUGUAAAUAAUGUAUAUGCUACCAUGCAAUAAAUUGACCAUUUCUAUCCAA